AUGACGUGCUCCCUCCUCAUUUUUAUCGUGUUGCUCCUUGCGCUCCUAUUUGGACACUCAGAAAAGCUCCCCAACAACGGAAAGAAUGGAAGACCACUCAUAUGUACUGCUAUACUGAAAAAUAGCUUGAGAAAAAAAAGAGGUGCCCAUAAGCAUAUAUUGACAAAUGAAUACACACACAAAUGUAUAAAUAAGAAGCGGACACACACAAGGGCGACGCUUUUUAUACAGGCACAACAUGGAUUGCAAAAGAGCAACAUCCGUUUUUCCCAUUUGUACGUUCGUGGGAGCACAAACGUGAAACCCAAAACGAACAAGUCAAUUGCGAAGCGCUUUAAAAUAACAAAAAAUGGAAAGCUGAUACGAAAAAAAGCGGGACGGAAUCAUAUGCUCAGGAAGAAAACAUCGUCCAAUAAAGCAUCCCUUCGGAAGACGACUACCAUAGCUUCCAGCCGCAUUGUCAAGAAGUACAAGAGCGCCAUUCAUACGUAG
Molecule: messenger RNA, 492 nt
Organism: Plasmodium knowlesi strain H
Lineage: Eukaryota; Apicomplexa; Aconoidasida; Haemosporida; Plasmodiidae
Product: ribosomal protein L35, apicoplast, putative
Exons: 1
Coding region: 1-492 (163 amino acids)
Biological process (GO): translation
Cellular component (GO): ribosome; large ribosomal subunit
Molecular function (GO): structural constituent of ribosome
Source: RefSeq, a predicted model, not a curated record